Molecule: messenger RNA, 2372 nt
Organism: Polychytrium aggregatum
Lineage: Eukaryota; Fungi; Chytridiomycota; Chytridiomycetes; Polychytriales
Product: P-loop containing nucleoside triphosphate hydrolase protein
Exons: 8
Coding region: 6-2144 (712 amino acids)
Biological process (GO): double-strand break repair via homologous recombination
Cellular component (GO): cytoplasm; chromosome
Molecular function (GO): ATP binding; nucleic acid binding; four-way junction helicase activity
Source: RefSeq, a predicted model, not a curated record
CAAAAAUGGCGGCUUCCCAAACCAGCCUCGAUACCGUGGCCUUCCUCGAUGCCCAGAUCGCCUCUCUCAAUGAAGAGAUCGAGUCCCUGAGACGCAAGCGAUCGGAGCUUGAGCAGCAACGGAGCAGCAUUCUGAGCUCGUUGCAGUCGCUGCCUCCAGCCCCCAAAAGCGCCGCCAGCCAAGCCGUCGACUAUGAUCGCGAAGACUUUGCGUGGUCCAGGGGCGCCGGCGAGACUGCCAAGAAGAUCUGGGGAAUUGACGAGUUCCGACACAACCAGAGAGCCAUCAUCAACGCCGUUCUCUCGGGCCGAGACGUCUUUGUGGUGAUGCCAACAGGCGGGGGCAAGUCGUUAUGCUUUCAGCUUCCGGCCGUCCUCCGAAGCGGACUGACGGUAGUGAUCUCGCCGCUGAUCUCCCUGAUCCGCGACCAAGUGCUGGGACUGGAGGAAGUCGGGGUGUCUGCCAAAAUGCUCCAUUCAGGAACAAGCAAAGACGAGACCAAGUCAAUUCUCGACGGCGUGGGUGGAUCGGACUGUAGCUGGGAUGCUCGCAUUAUCUAUGUGACACCCGAGAGAAUUGCCAAGAGCAAGCGAUUUAUGACGGCGCUGGAGAAGCGCUAUGGUAUGGGGAAGCUGGAUCUCCUCGUCAUCGACGAGGCACACUGCUGCAGUCAAUACGGGCAUGACUUUCGGCCGGACUACAAAAAACUUGGUAUUCUCAAGACCAUGUUCCCACAGACGCCGCUGAUCGCGUUGUCGGCCACAUGUCCACUGUCGCUUAUGGAUUCAGUUCUUUCGAUUUUGAACAUGAAGCCAAUCGACCCAGUGACCGGAACAUUGCUCUUUUCGUCACCUUUGCACCGCAAGAACCUCAGUUACUCCAUUCUGCCAAAGGCCGUCUCGUUCAAGGAUCAGCUUGCCCAGAUGGCCGAGUAUAUCCUGGUCAACCAUAAGGACUCAUGUGGGAUUGUGUAUUGCUUGUCCAAAAAGGACACCGAGCAGGUCGCCGAGGGGCUACGUGGCGCUUCCGGCGGCUCUCUCAAGGUCGGUGUCUAUCACGCCGACCUCGACGAUAGAAACCGCGAUCGCAUCCACUUUGAGUGGAAGCGUGGAGCCAUCAAGGUUGUUGUUGCCACCAUUGCCUUUGGGAUGGGCAUCAACCAAAAGAACGUCCGCUUCGUCAUCCAUCAUACCAUGUCCAAGUCGGUCGAAGGGUACUACCAAGAAUCUGGCCGAGCUGGCCGUGACGGGAUGCCGGCCGACUGCAUUCUCUACUACCGAGGCCAGGACGGGCCCCGUCUGAGUUCGAUGGUUCUUCUUGAAUACGAUGGACUCAAGGGUGUACACGCUAUGCUCAAAUACUGCGAAGACACCUCGACCUGCCGAAAGCUGCUGAUGGAUCGAUACUUCAACUUGUCUCAAGAUGCACUUGGUGCGUCGCUUCCUUCGCCACUAACUCAUCGGUCCAAGGCGGAGCGACUGGACGAAUGCGGCACUUGCGACCACUGCUCGAUGAAGCAAAGGGGAUUCCAAGUUGUGCGAACCGACGUCUCCUCUGAAGUUGCUGCAGUCCUCAUGAUUUUGACGGCUCUCCAGGGAUCGGACGAGAAAGCAACGUUCUUGAGGCUUUUGGAACUCUGGCGUGGAGUAGGCAAAACAUCCCCGGCCGUGGCUGCUUUGGCUCGCGAUGGACAGCCCGGCUUCCCUCCUCCAAAGACGCUCUCAAAGGAUGACCAAGAACGGAUUAUUAUCCAGAUGCUGCUCCAGGGUCUCAUCAAAGAAGACUUCCACUUCACGCCGUAUUCAACGAUUGUUUACUUUAGGAUCUCAGAGAGGGGCAAGCUGCACAUCAUGUCGGCAUCACAGGGACUGCCCCACGGCGUGUUUGAGAUCGAGACCUUGGUUGAUCCACGAGCCCCUGUCUCGGGGAAAGAUGCUGGGGCGAAGCGCCGGAGAUCGACCAAAUCGGUACUCGAGGACAGUGCGAGCAUUGUGGCUGUGCCUGUCGAUAUGGUCGCCGAAUGUGCAGGGACUCAGCCCCGCUCCAAGAAGGCCAGGACUCGGCUCUCUGGUCGCGACGGGCUGACUGUCAGCACUACAAGCAGCCCAGAAUGCAUCACGAUCAUCUCGGACGAAGACCCCUAGAGAUCCCACGCACCCAUGACAAGCGGUUUGUCAGGCGACUAUCGUGCAAAAGAUGGCAUUUAUGUAACCUCUGGAAUGUCGGCCGCUUGAGCUUGCGCCUAGCGAACAUAGCGAGCCGAUAUAGCAAUCCACAGGCGUAGCAAUCUUGCAUAUGAGCGAAGCGAGCUUGAGAGUAGCAGUGAAUAAAGCUGUCUGCCGUGAGUUUUUGAAGCGGAUGCAGCUCUCGGA